Molecule: messenger RNA, 1065 nt
Organism: Adineta steineri
Lineage: Eukaryota; Metazoa; Rotifera; Eurotatoria; Adinetida; Adinetidae
Source: the annotation of a GenBank genome assembly
AUGUACAAAGAAGUAUAUGAAACGUUAUUGGAUAAUAAUAACGACCUUAAUCAUGUUAAUCAAAUUAAUCAAGUUAAUGUUCAUCAACAAAUACCUGUCUCAAAUCAUCAUGUAAUUCCCCACUCAUCUAAUAAUUGUUUAAAACAAAUUGGUUCACCUUUACGUCGUCCUCAUUCUGGAACAGACGAUGAUCAACCUGAUUCAGAUCUGGAUGAUUUUAUACAUGAUCCUACUACUAAAACAAUUUCAACAACGCAUAAAACUAAUAAAAAGCAGAAAAAAACAAUGAUGAAGAAUAUGAAUAAUAUAAAUAAUAUUAAAAAUAAUAUUACCACUCCCAUCAACUCAUGCGAUGGAAACAAAACAAGUGGUCCUUAUGAAGUUGAACGAUUAAUACCACCGCAACAAACCAAUAAUCAUCAACAUAAUCCAAAUGCAACAACAACAUCUAGUCAGCAUAUUAUCACAAGUCCACCCGCCAUCAACUUGCUAUCUGUUGAAGCUAAAACAUUUGCUCAAACUCGGUUUCCUUUUCCACCUUUUAUUAUUCGAUUCUCAACAUUUAAAAUCCAAGAGCAAAAAGUCUCUGAAGAAUUAUGCAAAUAUCUGAAAGAAAAUAAAAAAAUCGAUCUUGAAUUAAGUGGAUAUCGCAAAUCAUCAUCCAAAUGUUCACCAAAUGAAUGUGAUAUCUUAUUAUUUGUUAAGAACAGUUUAUCUUUCUCUAUUCUUUAUGAUAAUACUAAUUGGCCCAACACUUUAUUAGGUCUUACAUACGUUCGACCAUCUUCACCAUCUAUUCCCCUUCAACUUUCAUUAAUAAUUAAAAAUGUUGGACUAUCUAUUAACUUUGAUGAUUUUUCAAAUGAUAUUAAAAAAACAUACUCCAAUGUGUGCAAUGUUAUUCGUAUGAAAAAUAAAAAUCAAAUGGUCAUUAAAUUAGUUAAAAUUGAAUUCUCAAAACCAGAUCAACGUGUUGAACUGCUGAAAAGGGGGAAAAUAUUUAUUAAAUCACUCACGUAUGAAUCAAGUAAACGAGUUGCUACAGAAAAUGGUCAACAAAAGUGA